AUGCGGUACCGGCCGGCCAGCGGCCAGCCGACACAAUACCGCCUGAUGCUGCCACAACAUGCCGACGGGAAAACACCUCUGCCGCUGGUCCUUUCGUUCCACGGGUGGGCCGGCAACCUGUCGGAGCGGCCCGUGCUCCUCGCGCACGGGCGGCAGCACGGCUACAUCGUCGCCGCACCGACCGGCUUUGCAGACGAUUUGUGGCCGUCGUGGAACGGCGGCGGCAGCACACGCUCUCCAGGCCGGCUCGGCGCCACCUGCCUCGACCCGACGGGCUCGCUCUGCCUGGGAGGGGCUACUGCUACGCCUCCUGCGGCACGUGCGGCGGCGCUGCUCGACGAGCUGCUCGGCGACGUGUGCGUCGAUGCGUCCCGCGUCUUUGCGACGGGCGUGUCCAACGGCAGAGCCAUCUCUCUCUCGCCUCCGACCCGCGCACCGCCGGCCGGCUACGCGCCCGUGGUUGGGUCCCCUCAUGCCGGCUUCAACGCGCCGCCGCUGCACCCGCCGGCGGCCUUGCUCGCGCGUGCGAGCGACGGCGUGGCAGUCGACACGAGCUACGCCGGGGGCUGGAGGUUUCCGGGAGCCUUCCAGGAGCCUUCUAGGCGAACGGCUGCCGGCCCGAGCCACAACCGCUCGGACAGCCGCACUCGUGGGGCGGCAGAGGCUGCGUGGGCUACCAGUUUUGUGCGGGCGGUGGUCGAGUGCGUGUGGGGCGGCGGCGGGCACGACGCGCCCCCGUGGGCCGAGGACCGCGCUUCCUAG
Molecule: messenger RNA, 762 nt
Organism: Emiliania huxleyi CCMP1516
Lineage: Eukaryota; Haptophyta; Isochrysidales; Noelaerhabdaceae
Exons: 8
Coding region: 1-762 (253 amino acids)
Source: RefSeq, a predicted model, not a curated record